AAUUUGCAAAGUAGCUCUCCAUCAAAAACACUCAUCUUUCUCUUUCCCAACAAAACAAGAAGAAAAUGGUUUACGUGAAGGGUCCUGGCCUCUACUCCGACAUUGGCAAGAAAGCCAGAGAUCUUCUUUACAGGGAUUACCAGGGCGAUCGGAAGUUCACUCUCAGUACUUUGACUUCAAAUGGAGUGGCCAUUACCUCGUCUGGGAUUCAGAAGGGUGAUUUGUUUGUAGCUGAUAUUAGCACCGUUCUAAGGAACAAGAACAUCACGACCGAUGUGAAAGUGGAUACCAGCUCCAAUGUGUUCACAACUGUCACUGUAGACGAGCCUGCUCCAGGGGUGAAGGCGAUCUUUAGCUUUGUCGCUCCAGAUCAAAAGUCCGGCAAGGUGGAGCUUCAAUAUCUACACGAGUAUGCUGGAAUCAGCACGAGCCUCGGGUUUACUGCUAAACCGACUGUCAACUUCUCUGGUGUGGCCGGAAAUCACCAGGCCACAGUUGGCACUGACAUUUCUUUCGACACUGCUACCGGGAAUUUCACCAAAUUGAACGCUGGAAUCAGUCUCAUCGCUACUGACCUAAUUGCAUCCUUGAUGGUGAACGACAAGGGCCAGAGCGUCACAGCGUCCUACUUCCACAUGGUCAGCCCGCUGACGAACACCACAGCAGGAGCGGAGUUCACUCACGGUUUCUCGAGUAAUGAGAACACCCUUACGUUCGGGGCGCAUCAUAUGAUGGAUCUUACAACUGGGGUGAAGGCUCGAGUGAAUAACUACGGCAAGGCGAGCGCGCUUCUGCAGCACGAGUGGCGCCCGAAAUCCCUCGUUACCAUCUCCGGCGAGGUCGACACCAGAGCUAUAGAGAAGAGUGCCAAGAUUGGGCUGGCUGUGGCCAUCAGACCCUGAAAAAUUCACAAGUAAAUUAUUGGCGGCAGCUUAUCUUUUGGAGUUAAAACAGAGCUAGCAAUAAAAGUGAUGGUCGUCUAUUGAUUAUGAUAAAUUGUUAAUAAUUCUUUUUGGAAGUUGUAAUCUACAUUACCAUUUCUUAUUUAAUUUCAUCAAUCUUAUCCAUUCAUAACUA
Messenger RNA from Salvia hispanica, 1077 nucleotides. RefSeq names its product mitochondrial outer membrane protein porin of 36 kDa-like. The record is from RefSeq and is a predicted model, not a curated record. NCBI's taxonomy places the organism in Eukaryota, Viridiplantae, Streptophyta, Magnoliopsida, Lamiales, Lamiaceae. Gene Ontology annotation, cellular component: mitochondrial outer membrane. Gene Ontology annotation, biological process: monoatomic anion transmembrane transport. Gene Ontology annotation, molecular function: voltage-gated monoatomic anion channel activity.